Messenger RNA from Batrachochytrium dendrobatidis JAM81, 1062 nucleotides. RefSeq lists its product as uncharacterized. The record is from RefSeq and is a predicted model, not a curated record. Bases 1 to 1062 code for a protein of 353 amino acids. NCBI's taxonomy places the organism in Eukaryota, Fungi, Chytridiomycota, Chytridiomycetes, Rhizophydiales. Gene Ontology annotation, molecular function: translation initiation factor activity; metallopeptidase activity; protein binding. Gene Ontology annotation, cellular component: cytosol; cytoplasm; eukaryotic translation initiation factor 3 complex. The transcript is spliced from 2 exons.
AUGCUGGUUAAUAAGAAGAUCUCGUCAGUCGAGUUGAAUGCUCUUGCUGCUCUUAAGAUCAUCAAGCACUGCAAAGAUGGCUUUCCAGCCACCUGUUCUGGCCAGCUGCUAGGUAUUGAUGCUGUUGGAAAGCUGCAGAUCACCAAUGCCUUUCCAUUUACUGCUGAAGCUGCUGUGGGUGAGGAUGUUUUUGAUGGCACUGACUAUCAAACACAAAUGCUAUGCUGUUUGCGUGCUCUCAACUUUGACGCUAAUUCGGUUGGUUGGUAUCAGUCGACAUAUAUGGGCACAUAUUGGAACCAAGCCAUCAUUGAUGCACAGUACAACUAUCAAAAAAAUUCCCCACAUGCCGUUAUGAUUAUCUAUGAUCCCUCGGGAACUUCUCAGGGCAAUUUGUCACUCAAGGCGCUUCGACUUUCCGACACAUUCAUGCAGGUCUACGAGACUCGCAAAUUUUCCACAGAAAACAUUCUCGAGCACAAACUCACACCUGGAUCUGUAUUUGAAACUAUCCCCCUUAAAAUUUCCAGUUCCCAUUUGCUUAAUACCGCCUUGUUAGAAGUGAGCAAUCAAUCCAACCUCUCCUCCACAACUUGCUCCGCAUUUUCAUUCCCCUCGUUUCAAUUUGCAUCUCACCUAUCAAGUGAUGCGGCUCCUUUAACCCCCAAUUUUGACAACCUUGAACUUUCUUCGGAAACAUAUCUUGAAAAGCAUCUUGAACGCAUGGUAGAGUCUGUCGAAGAGCAUGGUCAAGAGCAAUGGAGAUGGCAGGGUUGGCAACGCAGCUUCAAUAAGGAGCAAAUUAGAUCCCAACACCACAUUUCCCAGAUGAACGCAGACAACGCCGCGGCUAUUGCUGCCGGAAAUCCACCCAUUCAUCACGAGGAAGAUCUCAAAGUUCCUUUGUCAUCAUUUGCAAAGGUUGCUUCAAAUGAGCCCAGCCGGCUUGAGACUUUGAUCAUCUCAAACCAGCUUGAUACCUAUUGUAAACAGAUUAACCAGUUUGCCGGUCCAACUCUCACCAAAAUGUUUGUAGCAAAAAGCUUUCAGCCACAAAAAUGA